This is a messenger RNA of Penicillium oxalicum, 2037 nucleotides long. RefSeq names its product putative extracellular endoglucanase. The record is from RefSeq and is a predicted model, not a curated record. Gene Ontology annotation, biological process: glucan catabolic process. NCBI's taxonomy places the organism in Eukaryota, Fungi, Ascomycota, Eurotiomycetes, Eurotiales, Aspergillaceae. Gene Ontology annotation, cellular component: cell surface; extracellular region. Gene Ontology annotation, molecular function: cellulose binding; beta-glucosidase activity. The transcript has 7 exons. The coding region runs from base 1 to 2037 and encodes 678 amino acids.
AUGUAUAGCCCAGGCUUAGUAGCCCUCGCGGCUCUCGUUUGCUCCGCCAAUGCCCAGGUAGCCGGUUGGGGACAGUGUGGCGGGCAAGGAUACUCGGGAAGCACCUCGUGCACGUCGGGCUUUGCGUGUACUUCACAAAAUCCCUGGUACUACCAGUGUCUUCCAGGAACAGCAGCGGCAACAUCGUCAACAACAACUGCCAAAACAUCCGCUGUGACCACGACGACCAAGGCUCCUGGCACAUCAACAACUCUGAAGACGACUACUGCCACUCAGACCGCAACGAAGACCUCUGCUACCUCCGGAGGGGCUACUUGUACAGGCACAUUCAGUGCCAUCUCAGCCAAAGACUAUGUUGACCAAUUACAUCCCGGCUGGAAUCUGGGUAACACCCUCGACGCUAUCCCCAAUGAAGGCUCUUGGAACAACCCUCCAGUGGUGGCUUCCACUUUCGACUACGUGAAAAAGGCUGGAUUCAGAAGUGUUCGUAUUCCAGUCACCUACACAAAUCACUUCACUGGUAGCUCACCAGAUUGGACCGUCGAUCCUGCAUGGUUGAGCCGGGUCUCCGACGUUGUUGACAUGGUCACCUCUUUGGGCUUGUACGUCAUUGUGAAUGUUCACCAUGGUAAGAAAAUCGCCCGCGCGCUAGAAUCACGGCGGUUUUGCUUCCCCCAAAUACUCACAGUGAUCUCAGAUUCUACAAGCUGGGCCGAUGUCACCGCCCCCGGUGCCAAUUUGACCAUGAUCGAGGAGAAGUUCUAUCGGCUGUGGUACCAGGCUGGCACUAAACUCGCUUGCAAGUCCAGUCUGGUUUCGUUCGAGCCCAUCAACGAGCCUCCUUGCAACAACGCUGCCGAUGCCGCGGAAAUCAACAAGCUUAACAAGAUCUUCCUUCAGGCAAUCAAUGACGCCGGGGGCUUCAACUCGAAAAGAGUUGUGACUCUGGUGGGUGGUGGCGAAGACAGCGUGAAGACCUCGCAAUGGUUCGAAGCCCCGGUGGGCUUCUCGAACCCUUGGGCCCUUCAAUUCCACUACUACAGUCCUUACGACUUCAUCUUCAGUGCAUGGGGCAAAACAAUUUGGGGAUCCGACGCCGACAAGGCUGCCAUCACAUCCGACUUGACUCUGAUGCGGAACAACUUCACCGAUGUGCCAAUCCUCGUUGGUGAAUUUGACGCAUCCCCAACCAACACCGAGGCUGCUGCCCGUUGGAAGUGGACUGACCACUUCGUACGCACCGCCCGCAGCCUCGGCUUCGCCUUGGUUCUCUGGGACAACGGUCUCGAUCAAUUGGACCGCAGCGCCGGAACAUUCCGUGAUCCUAACUCGAUCUCCAUCAUCAACAAGUCUCAAGCUUCGACCGCCAACAGCCUGCCGGACAGCACCGUAGACGCGUCGGCCACGUCUCAAUCUUCCUCUGCCUUCAUUUACCAUCAAUAUGGAACACCAGUGACAGAUCAGAGCCUCCCCUUCAUUUUCAACGGAAACACGUUGACCUCUAUCAGCGAUUCAACAGGCGCCACUUUGACUGCUGGCACUGAUUACUCCGUGUCGGGAUCUAACAUUGUCUUUUCCAAGGCCUAUCUUUCCAAGCAUCUCACCGCCACUACUGCGCCCGGCGUGAUCGCAAGUCUCACGUUGACUUUCUCUGGCGGUGCUUCCACUCCACUGGUGCAGCUCGUUCAAUGGAAGCCGCCAACAUUGUCUUCGACCUCUGCAGCUGCUUCUUCCGUAUCCGGUUCCGAUUUAAGCAUCCCCAUCACUUGGGGUGGACUGCCUCGCCUGGCCGCUGUGAAGGCCUUGACGACCACCGGCACAUACCUCGUUGACAGCUGGACGCAAUAUCUUGGUCCACUGCAGCAGGCUCGAGCAACCUAUAACAGUCAAUUCAACUGGGACAGCUCCCACGUGAUCAUCACCUCUUCGGCAAUCAGUUCCGUCAUCGCCGCUGGAACUUCCACAGUUUUCACUUUUGAAUUCUAUCCGCGGGUGGCCGGUGGUGUCAACACUGCCAACUUCACGUUGACUGUCUAA